UUACGGUGCUCGUGAGGUCUGAUUGUGACAGCUGUUACGGCUAAAUUUUGUUAGGCACCAUGUUAGACUAAAGAUAUAUAGAUAAAUACAUAAACUCUGUCUGUAAAGUGUAUGUUAUUAAUAUACUGUUGCGCGUUCGUAGUCAGCGUUAGUCUCAAGUUUGGGGAAGCCCUUUUAAUGCUUCUUCAAGACUAGUAGCUAGGCUAACUUCAAGGGUUUUGCUCGCUAGCCCUAAAUCCACUUCACAUAGUCCUAUAUUAUGUUAAUCCUAACAUGAGAGGCAACAAACUGGGACUAAUAUAGGACAAAGGUUACCCAAAGGAAACAAACCCAUCAUGGCGGCUGCUACAAGACUUAUAUCAAGGUUGACACUGGUCACUGGAGGAGGAAGUGGGAUUGGACGGGCGGUGUGUCAGCGCCUCGCCUCCGAGGGCGCCUCCGUGGUGGUCGCUGACAUCAGCGAGGAGUCGGCCAAUGAGACUCUGGGGGGCCUCCCGAAUGACCUCAGAGGACAGGGCCACAUGGCGGCUGUGGUGGACGUGUCGUCUAAAGAGAGUGUAAAGAAGCUGGUCACAAGUAUACAGACUCACUACUUCCAGCCGCCCUCAGUGUGUGUGAACGCAGCAGGCAUCACAGAGGACAACUUCCUGCUCAACAUGGAGGAGGACCAGUUUGACAAAGUCGUCCAGGUCAACCUGAAGGGUUCAUUCUUGGUCAUUCAGGCUGUUUCUCAGGCUCUGGUGGCCUGCGGAGCACCCAAAGGAUCCAUCAUUACUGUUGGCAGCAUCGUGGGAAAGGUGGGAAACAUCGGACAGGCAAAUUAUGCCGCGUCUAAAGCAGGAGUGGAGGGUUUAACCAGGACCGCUGCUAAAGAGCUCAGCAGGUUUGGGAUUCGGUGUAAUUGUGUGCUGCCUGGUUUCAUAUCGACUCCGAUGACGGAUAAAGUUCCAGAGAAGGUUAUUAGCAAGAUGAAGUCCUUGGUGCCUCUGGGAAGAAUGGGUGAGCCUGCAGAGGUUGCUGAUGUUUGUGCCUUUCUAGCUUCAGAUGACUCUCGAUACAUCACUGGAGCCAGUGUUGAAGUGACAGGUGGACUUUUCAUUGGAUAGAUCAGCUGUCCGUCACACUGAUGAUCACCAUUGGAAGAAUGAUUAUUAUUAUUAUUAUUAUCAUCUUUUAUAAAUGUGGUUGUGGAUGUGUGUUAUACUGUGUAGCCACUUUCGGUGCCAAUAAAUGCCUGUAAUUUUUCUGAACAAAA
This is a messenger RNA of Centropristis striata (black sea bass), 1255 nucleotides long. RefSeq names its product hydroxysteroid (17-beta) dehydrogenase 8 (gene hsd17b8). The transcript is spliced from 9 exons. The record is from RefSeq and is a predicted model, not a curated record. Gene Ontology annotation, molecular function: oxidoreductase activity, acting on the CH-OH group of donors, NAD or NADP as acceptor. The coding region runs from base 336 to 1106 and encodes 256 amino acids. NCBI's taxonomy places the organism in Eukaryota, Metazoa, Chordata, Actinopteri, Perciformes, Serranidae.